Molecule: messenger RNA, 1941 nt
Organism: Closterium sp. Yama58-4
Lineage: Eukaryota; Viridiplantae; Streptophyta; Zygnematophyceae; Desmidiales; Closteriaceae
Source: the annotation of a GenBank genome assembly
AUGCUACUUCUUCCGGUUCUCGUCCAAGGAGUGUCAGGAGAUCGCUGUCAAGGCGCACCCCCAUGCGCACACACCCGCACGCACACACCCGCAUGCACACAGCUGGGCCACCGGGGGUCGCUGGACUGCUACUUCUUCCGGUUCUCGUCCAAGGAGUGUGAGGAGAUCGCUGUCAAGGCGCAUCAGGCCUGGAAGGAUGCUGAGGUGAGGAAGCAGCGAGCUGCUGCCGAGGAAAAGGAGAGGGAAGAAAGGGAGAGGGAAGAAAAGGAGAGGGAAGAAAAGGACAAGGGAGAGGAGCAAGGAGGAGGAGGAGGAGGAGGAGGAGGAGGAGGAGGAGGAGGAGGAGGAGGAGGAGGAGGAGGAGGAGGAGGAGGAGGAGGAGGAGGAGGAGGAGGUGGAGGAGAUACAAAUGAAAGGAAGCAGCAAGCUGUUGCCAAGGAAGAGAAGGAGAAGCAAGCAGAAGGAGGGAAAACCGAAAAGGGAAGUGAGAGGAGGCUGUUGAGAGCAGGACAUAACACUGGGACCACUGAAACGGAUGGUACAGAUGAUGCAAGUGAUCGGAGUGAUGGUGCAAUUGGUGGUACUGAUGAUGCAUCUGAUGGGAGUGAUGAUGCAAUUGGUGGUACUGAUGAUGCAUCUGAUGGGAGUGAUGAUGCAAUUGGUGGUACUGAUGAUGCAUCUGAUGGGAGUGAUGAUGCAACGGAUGGUACUGAUGAUUCAUCUGAUGGGAGUGAUGAUGCAACGGAUGGUACUGAUGAUGCAUCUGAUGGGAGUGAUGGGGCGGAGAGUGCAGCGGAUGUGACAAACGAGGAUGUGAUUGUAGCGCAGCCAUGUGACAAUGUGGCGUGUGUGGCGUCUGAUGCUCUUGUGAUAUUCGCAACACUGCCAGGGUUCGGUGUGGAUCAAGGCUCAGAGGUCAUCUCACGGCUCAAUGCCACCGCAGCGGAUCUCUGGGGCAAGGCUUAUUUGAGGAGCCCUCUCCCCAACGAGGUGCUGGGGCGGAUGGGCGAGCACACCAAGGAGUUUAAGAAGCCCAGCGGUGGGACAAGGCGUCUCCCCUCUGGGCUCUCACUCUCUCCCCUGGUGGAGGGCCCAAGCAAAGCGCUUCAUGCUGCGGUGGUCAUCGGCCUACUUGUCUCUCUGCCCAACCUCUUUCGCUUCUCCCCCACCCUGCCCUCUUAUGCCUCCUCCUCCUCCCACCAGGCGCACUGGUGGCGAGCCCAAGCAACGCGCUUCAUGCUGCGGUGGCCGUCGGCCUACCUGUGCCACAUCAUCAACCGCGAGCGCCACCACGUGUACGGCAUGCACGUGGCCAGGCAGGUCGUGGCGUCCCAGAUGGACCGAACAAGCAUGCUCGCAGAGUUUGGGAGGAGUGGGAGAAUUUCUGAUGAGGAGAAGAGGGUAGACGGCGCCGAACCUCGAGAGGUUCGGCCGGAGCUUGGGAGGAACGGUGGGGUUUCUGAUGAUCAGCAGGGGGUUGCGGAAAGGGGUGGGGAGGACUUUGCGCAGAGGAGGUUGAGGGAGAGUGGGAUUGAGCAAGGGAAGGAGUAUGGUUGGGACCCGUAUCUUGCUAACUACGAGGGGGUGGGAGGGGAGCCGUACGUCCCGCGGCCGAUCGUGAGUGUGCAUGUGCGGCAGGGCGACAAGUCGUUCGAAAUGCGGCUCUUCUCCUUCUAUGCCCUCAUGUUCAUGGCUAACCGGGUGCGGCGAGCAUUCCCCGCCGUGCGAUACGUAUGGCUCAGCACCGAGAUGCAGAGUGUUGUGGACCAGUCGAGUCGCUUCACAGACUGGACGUUUUUCUACUCUGAGGUCCCAAGGCAAGGAGCUGGAACGAGAAUGUCGGAAUACACCGAGAUGUUUGGACUGGCGCGUACGGUGGGAAUCAGCUUCGCGAACCUGCUUAUCGCUUCGGAUGAUUUUAGUAGUGCCAGCAAUGGCUAA